CUUCGAGGGAGGCAUUAGGGGCAGAGGCCGACUGUCCCUGGUUAACUGGCUGAGCUGUCCCCAUGAAAGGCGUGUCAGAGAGUUACACACGCAGCGAUUCACAGGCGCAGAGCAGACAUGGCAGCACCUGCAGCUAAGGGGACCAGCAGAACAGCUCAAAAUGAUGUGGCUUCAAUAAAGAAGAAAGGACCGGGAGCCCUCGCUACAGCCUACCUGGUCAUCUACAAUGUGGUGAUGACGGCGGGGUGGCUUGUUAUAGCUAUUGGUUUGGUGCGUGCAUAUCUUUCCAAAGGCAGUUACCAUGGCCUAUAUUACUCAAUAGAGAGGCCCUUGAAAUUCUUCCAGACUGGAGCACUCCUCGAGAUUUUACACUGUGCUGUAGGAAUCGUUCCCUCGUCCGUGGUUCUGACUGGAUUCCAAGUUAUGUCCCGAGUCUUCCUUACCUGGGCAGUCACCCACAGUGUGAGAGAGGUACAAAAUGAAGACAGUGUUCUGCUUUUUGUAGUUGCUUGGACAGUAACAGAAAUCAUCCGCUAUUCCUUUUACACCUUCAGCCUCCUAAACCACCUCCCGUACCUCAUCAAGUGGGCCAGGUACACUCUGUUCAUUGUUCUGUACCCCAUGGGUGUGACUGGUGAGCUGCUCACAAUAUACGCUGCUCUGCCCUACGUCCAGAAGACCGGCUUGUACUCUGUAACGCUGCCCAACAAGUACAACUUUUCCUUUGACUACUACACCUUCCUCAUUCUCGUAAUGGUCUCGUACAUCCCACUUUUCCCUCAGCUGUACUUUCACAUGAUGAGACAAAGAAAGAAGGUAUUGGCAAGUGGGGAGGAGCAUCAGAAGAGCAAUUAAACCAGGAAUCGCCCCCCAGGAGGGAGAGAAGAGGACAUAUUUAACUGCUGUCUGCUGAGUCAAUGGCUACUUUGCAGAAGGACUCAGAACUUUUUUUUAAAUUAAAUAGUUUUUGGGACGAAUACUAACAAUGUAAUUGUUUGAGGAUGACUGUUUUGUUAAUUGCAUUUUGAAGUAAUUUGGAGAAGAAUAUUUUAAAAAUCUGCUUUAAAAAAAAAAAGCAGAAUAAAAUGUAUGUUUUG
This is a messenger RNA of Polyodon spathula (Mississippi paddlefish), 1097 nucleotides long. Its product is annotated as very-long-chain (3R)-3-hydroxyacyl-CoA dehydratase 2-like. Gene Ontology annotation, biological process: fatty acid elongation; sphingolipid biosynthetic process; very long-chain fatty acid biosynthetic process. The transcript has 7 exons. The record is from RefSeq and is a predicted model, not a curated record. Gene Ontology annotation, cellular component: endoplasmic reticulum membrane. The coding region runs from base 118 to 855 and encodes 245 amino acids. NCBI's taxonomy places the organism in Eukaryota, Metazoa, Chordata, Actinopteri, Acipenseriformes, Polyodontidae. Gene Ontology annotation, molecular function: 3-hydroxyacyl-CoA dehydratase activity.